This is a messenger RNA of Dermacentor andersoni, 3287 nucleotides long. RefSeq lists its product as uncharacterized. Gene Ontology annotation, molecular function: metalloendopeptidase activity. NCBI's taxonomy places the organism in Eukaryota, Metazoa, Arthropoda, Arachnida, Ixodida, Ixodidae. Gene Ontology annotation, cellular component: plasma membrane. The record is from RefSeq and is a predicted model, not a curated record. Gene Ontology annotation, biological process: protein processing.
AUGGUAUGCGCCAGAUGCUCAGAUCUGUUGAGCAUCUGUGCAGCAGCGCCACCUGCUGAUUAUGAAGACGUGCCUUCUGCGGCGCAGACUUCCACGCCUAUGUAUGCGGUGGUGGUGACUCCGACGGAGGUUCUCCGGCACGGAAGUCGAAUCGAAACGACGUUUGCCCUAUCGCAGCUCGCGGAAGUGCUGGACAUUCUGUUCGACCUGGCGGUGAACUGGCGAGUGGCGCUGUGGUUCGACGUCCGCUUCUCGCACCUCGGCGCGGUGGGCAGACUGGUGAUGACCCUGGAGGAGCCCGGGCCUGUUCCCCUGUACCGCAUGGAGCAGCUUUCUGACCUGGACGAACGAGCGUAUGGGGACGCCAUGCGCGCGCUGGCUCUUUUCCUCACCAAAGGCAAUAUCAAGCUAGAGGAAGAACCCAUCCGGGAACUUUAUUUGGACGAGUCGGCAAUACGGCACAUAGUGUUGUCCAGCGAUGAAGAGCCCGACGCAUGGGUGCUCCCCAAUGAGACGGACCAUACGUUCAACGUCUCGGCCGACGAGUGGGACGCCCUCGUGAACAAGUACCUGGGUGCCAGUGGCUUCUCGACGUCCCACGACGUCGACGUGCUGGCGAUCCACCAGGAAAAUUUUGAUGCGUUGGCGCGGCAUUUGAGCGAACUUCCCACGGACAGACUCCUUGCUGCGGCGGGAUGGACGCUGGCCUACUCCUACGCGUGGGCCGCUAAUCCAUCUCUGGACGCCUUUACGCCUACUAAAACUAGGACGGCGAGUCCCAAUUAUAGAGUCCAAGUCGCAUUGUGCUUCUUGGCUGUGCACGAGUCUCACGGCAUUGCCAUGGUUGCGCCCAUGUUCAUGGACGUGUUUUCCGCCGAACAGCAAGCCCGGGUGGUGGCCGUUGUCAACAGGACCGCCGAAGCCCUGACCAGUGCCGUGCGCAUCUCCACUGUCAUCGCCAGCGAAACAAAGAAGAAAGUAGCCGUCAAAAUAGCGGCGCACGUCUACCGUAACUUCUGGCCGCCGGAGCCGUUCGCGCACUCCGAGGUGCUUGACUUGCUGUACGACAAGUUUCCAAUCGCGAGCGGCUCAUUCUUUGUGGCGUGGUUACAGUCUCGGAAAGCUCUGAGGGCGUCUAUAACAAACCCUUACUACGCAAGCCUCAUGCUGGCCAGGUACCGGUGGCGCUCGUCGCGGGUGCUCUACCUGUAUGCGCUGAAUCUGAUGCUGGUCGGCCUGGCCACCGUGUUCCCACCCUCGUAUUUGCUCCACGGAUCGCACGCCAUGACGUACGCGGGCUUGGGCUUCCAGCUCGCGCGGCAGAUGGUGCGUGCCGUGGACAACCGCGGACGAUUCCUUGCCUUCGACGGUCGACCUGAGGCUUCCCCGAAGGACAACCAGACAAGUCAGAAGUGCCGAUUGGCCAUGGCAGAAACCUCGACUAAGCGGCGAGUGGUUCGUGAUUUGUUCGCCCUGGACCUUUCCUUGGCAGCAAUGAAAGACGCGGUUGCCGCCGAUUCGACGCCGCUCCAGCUGAAGUCGCUAGAGCACCUGGGCCCCGAGGAGACGUUCUACGUCAGCUAUUGCGACCACUUCUGCGACGAGCAGCCGCAAGAGCGAGCGCAGUCGAUGUGCAACCUGGCUGUGAACGGGUCGGGCUUUAGUCAGGCCUUUGGCUGUGACGCACGCACAGACGGAACUCACGAGUGCCUUUUUUUCUGAGUUUCGUCACGUUUGCUUUACACGGGUAUGCAGUGGAUGUACCCCCUCAUCAGAGAAAGAAGGGCUGCUGACUGAUAGCUCCUUUUUGAGGGAGCAAAUGUUUGUCCCAUAGAUGUCCUGUAGACAAAUGUUUGUCCUUAGCUUUCUUGUAUACGCAAAGGGGGCACGAGAAAUCGAAGAUAUCGAAUUCAGAAAGGGGCAUUGCUCCCUCGCAAGGAGGUAUCAAGGCCCCUGUUUGUUUGUUGCGUAUGUUGUUACGUUAUCUUUCCUGAAGAUUUCGAGCUGCGAUCUGAUAUCGGCAACCUUCUGUGAAUACAGGAUAAUCCGUCGCAAGAUAUCGCUGAUUGACGUAGAACAUCGCCCUACAGCGCGGACUUUGAUAGCACCAGUAAAUUCAUCGAUCACUUCACCACAAACAACUGUUUAAACUCACCUUAACUAUGUGUUAAGCACAUACAUUGCAUACGCAUUCAACAAUACGCUAGUGGAGUGGGCGACAAGGACAUUGAGAUUUCAUUUUUUUGAUCUUUUACUUAUACACGCAAAUCAUUGUUAAGGAGAUAAGUGAGCUGCUUAGGUUGCUGAACAAGCUGCUUAGGAUAAACAAUACUAAUGUGUACGUACACUCGUAGGUCAAAACGCAGUGUCCAUUGUAGCAUGAUACUCAUUUCCAUAAAAUUAGAAGCCAUCGAGUACAAAUAAGGACUGUUCUCGUCAUUCCCGCAGUGGUAUUUUUUGCGAUUGAUUUGAAAAGGCUCCUAAUUACCAUCUCGUCGCUAUAUUUUGUCGCAACUGAAGCGCUUGCUGUAGCUGCAUUGGGCUUGUUUAGUGCUUAAGGCCAACAGUGUAAAAGUAUAUUACUCAUAUAGCUAUCAGGACUGAUAGCUGGGCGAGUUGUCCGCCCUUCAUCCGUCGUCUCCGAAUCUACCCGUGUGCUUAUGUCAAUUUCGGCCUGUGGGCAAGAUGACAGAUAUUUUCUGGGGAAGUUCGAAAGCCAGCGAUUUGGACCAUACUACAGGCCAAUCUCUGCUGGUAGCUUUACCCAGUUCCGUAGCCUGAAAAAAUCGCUAUCACAAUUUAUAUGUUAUUCAAGUAAUCUUGAAAGCUCGCAGACGGCGAGUUUUGGAAAUCACAAAUUGCUACUCUACGAAGCCGAUCUUUCGAACCAGCAAAAAACGUGCAGACUAUAAACAUUGUCUUGUGCGAAUUCUGUUCUCUUAACUUUGCUUGUUGCUGGCCAAUAUACAACUUUAAUACUCACUGCCCAUUACAAGCACGCUAAUAAAUAGCAGUAAUUCCUUGUGUGCGGGCAUUCUUUCAGUCUGAUGGUGUACUGAAAAUGUACUUAUUGAUAACCAAAGGAACAUAAAAAAUGACAGUUUCUCCUGCAAGACGCAGCAUUGAUCGCGAUAGCAAAUUUUUAGUUACACUCACUAAUGUUCGCAGUAUUAUCAGCUGUAUAAACAGCUUUAAUCAUUCGCUUACUAACAGAAUUUUACUGCACGUUGUCGCGCCCGCAGAGGCAAACAUGAUUACAUAUUACUCGGUUACCGUGGGCACGUGCU